AUGAAGGCCGUCGCUGUCGUUGCAUGCAGUGUCUUGAUUUUGGCUGCCGCUCAAAGUGCUGAAGCCGCAUUGCCAACGUUCACCUACAGUUUGACUCAAAAGUCCCUCGGUGACAGGACUCAGAUCUGUCAACUUAACAUGGGCUUCUGUUCGACGAAUUGUGGAGGACCCGAUAAGGCUCCAAAGAACUUCUGUAAUGUCACCACUAUGGGUUGGGGAUGCGGUUGCAGUACCAAAGUCCCUGAUUUUCAAGGUUGGCAGUGGCCUCUUAAUCAGCAAGAUUGUUUCGGUCGCGGUGAGCCUGCGCCGCCGCCGAUGCGUCAUGCCUCAAUGACUGUACCACAACCUACUCUUCCAAGCACAUGUGCCACAGACCAACAACCCCCAGCAUAUUAUAACGUGGAUAACGUAGAUGAUAUUCCCACCUAUGGUCCCCCGUCUCCAAAUUCCAAUAGCAGUUCUAACGGCACUGCUAGUGGCGGCAGCAGCAGCGGUAACUCUUCGACCACCGGUGGUUCGAAAUCCUCAUCAUCAACCAAUUAUGCCUAUUCGCUUGGAUCAAUGUUGUCUGCUCUUGUCGUUGCUGGUGGAAUGAUGAUACUUUAA
Molecule: messenger RNA, 606 nt
Organism: Paraglomus brasilianum
Lineage: Eukaryota; Fungi; Glomeromycota; Glomeromycetes; Paraglomerales; Paraglomeraceae
Source: the annotation of a GenBank genome assembly